Sorghum bicolor (sorghum) is the source of this 2420-nucleotide messenger RNA. RefSeq names its product protein NRT1/ PTR FAMILY 5.2. The transcript has 3 exons. Gene Ontology annotation, cellular component: membrane. Gene Ontology annotation, biological process: transmembrane transport; dipeptide transport. NCBI's taxonomy places the organism in Eukaryota, Viridiplantae, Streptophyta, Magnoliopsida, Poales, Poaceae. The coding region runs from base 201 to 2060 and encodes 619 amino acids. Gene Ontology annotation, molecular function: tripeptide transmembrane transporter activity; dipeptide transmembrane transporter activity. The record is from RefSeq and is a predicted model, not a curated record.
CGACUCCAGCGCAAGCGACGUGCAGUGCAGCGUAGUAUUUACCAUGGCCUAAACCAACAUUUGGCGUCUAUAAAUGCAGGUCCCCCGGGACCGGGCCGGGAGCGACCAUUGAGGCCGGCCGGGGACUACGGCGGGUGAGAGAGUGCGACCCACCAGCAGCGAGAAGUUACUCUCCUAGCUGUCUCUGCCGUGUAGUGCCGAUGGGUGCCGGAGCCAGGGACGAGGAGGCUGCUGCUGCCGGUGCCGGUGCCCACCAUGGGAGCUUGGCCAUGGAGAAGCCGCAGCAUGGCGCGGCGGAGUACGCGCAGGACGGGUCCGUGGACCUGCGCGGCAACCCCGUGCUCCGCUCCCAGCGCGGCGGCUGGACCGCCUGCUCCUUCAUCGUCGUGUACGAGCUGUUCGAGCGGAUGGCCUACUACGGGAUCGCGUCGAACCUGUUCAUCUACCUGACGGAGAAGCUCCACCAGGGCACCGUGGAGGCCUCCAACAACGUCACCAACUGGUCCGGCACCGUCUUCCUCACGCCGCUCCUCGGCGCCUACGUCGCCGACGCCUACCUCGGACGCUACUGGACCUUCGUCAUCGGCUCCGCCAUCUACUUCCUGGGGAUGGUGUUGCUGGUGCUGUCCGUCUCCCUGCCGGCGCUGAAACCGCCGCCGUGCGACGCCGCCAAAGUGUGCCCGAAGGCCUCGGCGCUGCAGGUCGGUGUCUACUUCGGAGGUCUCUACAUCGUAGCCUUCGGCAACGGCGGCACCAAGCCCAACAUCUCCACCAUCGGGGCGGACCAGUUCGACGAGUUCGACCCGCGGGAGAAGAUGCACAAGCUCUCCUUCUUCAACUGGUGGAUGUUCACCAUCUUCCUGGGCAUCCUCUUCUCCUCCAGCGUCCUCGUCUACCUGCAGGACAACGUCAGCUGGCCCAUCGGCUACGGCAUCCCCACUCUGGGCCUCUUGGUCUCCAUCAUCAUCUUCCUCGCCGGCACCAGGCUGUACCGGCACAAGGUGCCGCAGGGCAGCGCGUUCACGAGCAUGGGCAGGGUCAUCGCCGCCGCGCUCUUGAAAUGGAGCGUCCCGGUCCCGGCCGACGCCAAGGAGCUGCACGAGCUGGACCUCGAGGAGUACACGAGGAAGCGCAGGUUCAGGAUGGACUCCACCAACGCCAUGAGGUUCCUCAACAAGGCCGCCGUGCCCGUGAACGACGACAAGGACGGCGGCGGAUCGGCGGCGCCGACGUGGAGCCUGUGCACGGUGACCCAGGUGGAGGAGACGAAGCAGAUCCUGAAGCUGAUGCCACUCCUGGUGGCGAUGUUCGUGCCGUGCACGCUCAUCGCGCAGACCAACACCCUGUUCGUGAAGCAGGGCACGACGAUGGACCGGCACAUGGGCCCGCACUUCGAGAUCCCGCCGGCGAGCCUGGGCGUGUUCGUGACGCUGACCAUGCUCGUGUCCGUCGUGGUGUACGACCGGGUGUUCGUGAAGGCCGUCCGGCGGUACACCGGGAACCCGCGCGGGAUCACGCUCCUGAAACGGAUGGGCACGGGCUUGGCGCUGCAGGUGGUGACCAUGGCGGUGGCGUCGGUGAUCGAGAGCCGGAGGCUGGCGUACGCCCGGAGCCACGGCCUGGUCGCGACGGAGGACCAGCUGGGGCUCUCCAUCUUCGUGCUGCUGCCGCAGUUCGUGCUGAUGGGCCUCGCCGACGCGUUCCUUGUGGUGGGCAAGCUCGAGUUCUUCUACGACCAGGCGCCGGAGGGCAUGAAGAGCCUGGGCACCGCCAUGUCCCUCACGGCGUACGGCAUCGGCAACUUCCUCAGCAGCUUGCUGCUGUCCACGGUGACGCGCAUCACAAGAAAGCGCGGCAAUGCCUGGGUGAAAAACAACAUCAACGACUCCAACCUCGACUACUACUACGCCUUCCUCACCGUGCUCGGCGGCGUCAACUUCGCCGCCUUCCUCGUGCUCAGCACCAUGUACAGGUACAAGGCCGAGUCCACCGACACCAUCGACAUUGUCAUCGGCCUGGAGACCGAGAAAGCCAAGCUUCAGGCAGAGCCACUGGGUUGACGACACUAGCUCUGUGGUGCCUGCGCUGUGAAGGCGAAGAAGAGCAGCCAUUCAUAUCCACGUGUUUUGUGUAUCGCGCUGUGAAGCGUAGAAACCACUUUGCAGCUCCUAUAUCACUUCCCUUGUAAAAAAGCACAGGAUUUACACCCAUUAGUAGUGGUUGUGUGAUGGCAUCGGAUCGGCCAGAAGCCCUGACGAAGCCCGCCUCACUUCACAGGAAAAAAUGAGGAGAAAGAACACCAAAAGAUUUCUUGCAGAAAGGAGUAACAUAUGCAGUCAAUGGUCACUGUCUCACUGAUGUAGUGAUGUACUACUAGUGAAUACACAGGGCAAAACAAAUACAGGUGUUAAGGCUUUUAA